This is a messenger RNA of Marchantia polymorpha subsp. ruderalis, 3260 nucleotides long. The record is from the annotation of a GenBank genome assembly. Lineage: Eukaryota; Viridiplantae; Streptophyta; Marchantiopsida; Marchantiales; Marchantiaceae.
UCCGUGAUAACUCGAAAAAUUUAUACGCUAGCGUAGAUUCAAAUCCCGUACUCGCAGUCAUGUUUCAUAGUGUAUGAAGUGUAAAGCAAAUGUAUCGAAGUGAACGAAGGGGCAGACUCGGAUCUUCAUCAGGUAAUAACAGGGAGACGCAAUUUUGUGCAGCAUUAUGGAAAACAAAGACCCACGGCUGAUUGUCGUUGAGUAUGGGAGCGGUGUUACCUUUGUGGUUGCGAACCGAUUGCACUGGUCAGAAGCUAUUGUCUGCUGCCCCCCAGGAGGGAUUCGCUCUGCCGCUGGGAACAUACAUGAGCAUGGAGGAUUCUUGACCUCGGGCCAACGAAGGAAGCGAGUGCUGCUGGUAGAAUCGAUCAGUGAGAUGACCGAUUGGCUUGGCUUCCUCGAUGCAUUUCAGAUUGUGGAAAAGUCGAUCCAGAUCAUCCGAGUUUGACCGAUGACGGUCGGUUGAGUUCAGAUACUGAGAUGAGCAUUGAUCCGAAGCAUUCCUGGUAGGAAAGGCAGUGGAAUCCCUCAUCCCAUGCCAGGCUUUGAUCGAAGAUAGAGACACGAUGGCGUUCAUGCUAGUAUGUACCUACGUUUGAGGCAAAGCCUGGACACCGUUUUUCCUUGUCCUGUCUUUUCUUUGCUUGGUCCAAUGCAUCCGUAGUUGAGAAUUGCAGUGUUCGCGCUGUUGUCGAUCUGCAGGAUAUUCUUUAGCUUCUAGUGAUGUUCGGGUCUCUGGCGUCUUUCUUUCUUGCACGAAGCUAAGCUUUGCACCGAUUUUGGCCAUCACGCUCAUUUUGAAAAGCAUCGCCGUAAACCGUUUCUGUUAUGGCGAACCUGUUGCUAAAGCUCUGGCAGAAAGUCGAACGUAGACAAGGGAACGGGGAUGAUUGCCUUUCUCUGUAAUGUAGGUGCUCAUCGCGUUGCUUAUCUUGUGCUCGGUGCUGCUGUACGCUGCUCCAAGAGCAUUCCUACCGGCCUUACGCUUGAACAAACGCCGAUGCUAUUGGUACAACAAGAAGACCGCGGAGGACUUUUGUGCCGAAAGCUUCAUCACGGCCGAGAUUGGCAAUGAACUUUUGGCCACUUGAACGUCUCCUCAUCUGUCGAACAUGGCCGGAGUUGAGAGGGAAAAUUAGCAGACAAAUUGGAACCUGCAUUCUUGGACCCCGAACGACAACUCUUUUGGAUACAUCUGGGAACCUUGUCAACUUCAAUUCUUACCGGUGCUCGUCCGGUUGGAUUGGUUUGACAGCAGUAGUUUUGGCUGCACCGAAGAGAAGGCGUGCGCAGAGACAAGCGCCAAGAGGAUAUGAGCUUCUUUCGGAGAGCUGGUGGGGACAAAUGUUGUGAAUAAGACGGACGAGCUUCAGAAUCGAAGAGAUGUAUACGAGGUUGCAUACAUCACCAUCAUCUUCGGACAUCAUCUUCGGACUCUCGCAUCGGACAAACUAAAAGUCGAAUGCAGUAUCGUGUCAACUAUUUCCUUGAAAGAAAAGCUCAGAUCGAACUGUAGUCUUCCAUAUGAAUGUCAGUCCUUUCGUCUCUCCAACCCUUCACAAUAUUCAGUAUCGGGCUUAACACAUAAUUUUUCCAAAAGACGUACGUCGUCAGUCGUCAAAACGAAAGUUCAGAAUGAGAACAACCGGAAGUGAUGAUGAAGUGAUGGGUAAUGUAACGAGGCAUGGUGUUGCAAUGGUGUACUUUGGUGAGGAUGACAACUAACCAACAGAGUUGGUCUGGCCGUACUCCGCAGGAGUAUGGCGAGUGGGAGAAGAGUGACUAAAGCCCGAAAGAUGUCCACUGCAGCGUCAGUGGACGAUGUGGUGGAUGAAAUUUAUAGACUCCGCCCAAACGAGUUCACUUUGCGGAAACUCCUGGACUUCUACACGAACAGUCCAGUGCUGGGCAAGUUUCUGAUCAUUCAGAAGGUGCGUGAGAGUUUGGCAACUCCAUUUGAGGAUGUGGUGGCCGAGGUCUGUAAGCUGUCACAGCAGUUAGAGCUCCGGGACGAGGAGGAACCGAAGCUUCCUUUGCCGGAUGAUCCAUGCCUGAGCAUGCACAUUGCGGUCAUAUUUGACGAUCCCGACAGCCUGUCGGGAAUUGUUCUCUUCCAUGUCAUCAGGAUCUUCAAUGCUCUGCAGAGGUCGGUCGAGCUGUAUGAUUGUGAGCGCGAUUGCGUCGUGGGUAUGGCUUGUGGAGUGUGGACUGAUCUCGUGGACUUGCUGGCACCUGUGGAAGACAGGCCUCUGCGAAUCUCGUCCCUUCUGCCAGCCAUCGAGUGGCUAAAACAGCAUCCUGAUGGAAUUGUCCUGGCGGAGUUUCGAGCAGAUACCAGGAAGAGAGAAAUGUGGAUGAGAAGGUGGCACAAGUGGCUCACGAUCGUGGACGAAUGUUGGGCCAUCAAAAAAUAUUUGGAUCCGUUCUAUGUAUUUCUUGAGGAGGCAGAUGGUGCUAUUUUUGCAGAGGUCGUGAAAUCGACUAACGAAAAUUUUGCCCACGCUUCCCCCAGACUUCCUGAACCUGCUCAAAUCGAUGUCAACCCCAGAUAUGGAAGUGCUCCACUUCGUCUGCGUAGAUUUGCAUCCCUUCCUGAAGCCACACAAGUAGCUUCUGCACUCCGAACGCACCUCUCUGUUCCGGGCUCGCAAGAUGGCAGCUGUGCACUUGCUGCCAGAAUAUGCACCUUCUCAUGCUACAACAUGAUCUGGUGGUAACAAAUUUCUAAUCAUUGACAUCUUCCGACAUUUCUUCUCGAAUUCGACACGAUCCCAACCAUCGUAAUGCUAUGUAUGAGCAUCAGUUUCACGGCUUCAGAGAGACUUCGAUUCUUUCUUGUGACGAGGUGUGUCGGCGCAAUAUAGCAAAGCCCAGAUGUGAUGCAAAUCUGUCUCGAACCAUUUUCUGACAUCUUCGCUGAAGGAAAUUGGACGUAAGACGCAUGUCUGAGCAAGAACUUGAAAUAAGGAGUCCAAUCAAAGAAAUGCUGGCUUUACAACAAGGGAAGCAAUGGCAAAAGAUCGAAUAUGAGAUGAUAGGUUAGCAUUCCACGGCAUCUCCCGACAACCUUGCGUUUCCCACACGUUCCGACUUGUGUCUGAGUCUCUACAGGACUUUGAUCGUCCAUGUGAAUUGCAUGUGGUGAGAACAUUGCUCUUGUGAUCGAAUGAAAUAGCACCUCUGUAGCUUUGCAAUGAUAAGUUCGGUGAAAAUCAGUGUCUCUGAAACCCCCAAUGUUGGAAUCUACUUUUUGAACCAAC